Molecule: messenger RNA, 6990 nt
Organism: Myotis myotis
Lineage: Eukaryota; Metazoa; Chordata; Mammalia; Chiroptera; Vespertilionidae
Gene: DOCK6
Product: dedicator of cytokinesis 6
Exons: 42
Coding region: 44-5398 (1784 amino acids)
Biological process (GO): positive regulation of GTPase activity; small GTPase-mediated signal transduction
Cellular component (GO): cytosol
Molecular function (GO): guanyl-nucleotide exchange factor activity
Source: RefSeq, a predicted model, not a curated record
ACCCGGACGGUGCGCGCGGCGGCGGCGGAGGGACCGGGGCGCCAUGGCGGCCGCCGAGCGCCGCGCCUUCGCGCACAAGAUCAACAGGACCGUGGCCGCCGAGGUGAGGAAGCAGGUGUCCCGGGAGCGCAGCGGCUCUCCCCACUCCAGCAGGCGCAGCAGCAGCUCCCUGGGGGUCCCCCUGACCGAAGUCAUUGAGCCCCUGGACUUCGAGGAUGUGCUGCAGAGCCGGCCGCCCGAGGUUGAGCCCGGGCCUCUCCGAGACCUGGUCGAGUUUCCCGCUGAUGACCUGGAGCUGCUGCUGCAGCCCCGAGAAUGCCGGACCACAGAGCUCGGGAUCCCCAAGGAAGGAAAGCUGGAUGCCCAGGUGAGGGCCGCGGUGGAGAUGUAUACAGAGGACUGGAUCAUCACCCACAGAAGGUACCAGCAUCUGAGUUCGGCAUACAGUCCCAUCACCACAGAGACCCAGCGAGAGCGACAGAAAGGCCUCACCCGCCAGGUUUUUGAGCAGGAUGCGUCUGGAGACGAGAAAUCCGGGCCAGAGGACUCGGAGGACCUCCGGCAUUCCUCGGGCUCCCCGGAGGACACUCCUCGAAGCAGCGGCGCCUCUGGCAUCUUCGACCUAAAGAACUUGGCAGCUGACUCACUGCUGCCCUCGCUGCUGGAGCGGGUGGCCCCCGAGGAUGUGGACCGGCGCAAUGAGGCCCUGCGAAGGCAGCACCGGGCCCGCACCCUGCUCACCCUCUACCCAGCACCUGACGAGGACGAGGCCGUGGAACGCUGCAGCCACCCGGAGCCGCCCUGCGAACACUUUGGACAGAGGAUCCUGGUCAAGUGCCUAUCACUUAAGUUCGAGAUCGAGAUUGAGCCCAUCUUUGGCAUCUUGGCCCUGUACGAUGUGCGGGAGAAGAAGAAGAUCUCGGAGAACUUCUACUUUGACCUGAACUCAGACUCUGUGAAGGGAUUGCUGCGGGCCCAUGGCACUCACCCGGCUAUUUCCACCCUGGCCCGCUCUGCCAUCUUCUCUGUGACCUAUCCCUCGCCCGACAUCUUCCUGGUCAUCAAGCUGGAGAAGGUAUUACAGCAGGGAGACAUCAGCGAGUGCUGUGAGCCCUACAUGGUCAUGAAGGAGGUGGACACAGCCAAGAACAAAGAGAAGCUGGAGAAGCUUCGCUUAGCGGCCGAGCAGUUCUGCACCCGCCUGGGCCGCUACCGUAUGCCAUUUGCCUGGACAGCCGUGCACUUAGCCAACAUCGUGAGCAGCGCUGGGCAGCCAGACCGGGACUCCGACUCCGAGGGCGAGCGCCGACCCGCCUGGACUGACCGCCGCCGUCGGGGGCCCCCAGAUCGGACGAGUAGCGGGGACGACACCUGCAGCUUCUCCAGUUUCCGCCCAGCCACGCUAACUGUCACCAACUUCUUUAAACAGGAGGCCGAGAGGCUCAGUGAUGAGGACCUCUUCAAGUUCCUGGCUGACAUGCGGCGCCCCUCGUCCUUGCUACGGCGUCUGCGGCCUGUGACCGCCCAGCUCAAGAUCGACAUUUCCCCGGCCCCCGAGAACCCCCACUUCUGCCUGUCCCCGGAGCUGCUUCAUGUCAAGCCCUACCCAGACCCCAGGGGCCGGCCCACCAAGGAGAUCCUGGAGUUUCCCACCCAUGAGGUCUACGCUCCCCACACAAGCUACAGGAACCUGCUCUACGUGUACCCGCACAGCCUCAACUUCAGCAGCCGCCAGGGCUCCGUGCGCAACCUCACCGUGCGAGUGCAGUACAUGGCGGGCGAGGACCCCAGCCAGGCCCUGCCGGUCAUCUUUGGCAAGUCCAGCUGCAGCGAAUUCACCCGGGAGGCCUUCACGCCGGUGGUCUACCACAACAAGUCCCCUGAGUUCUACGAGGAGUUCAAGCUGCAUCUUCCAGCCUGUGUGACCGAGAACCACCACCUGCUCUUCACUUUCUACCAUGUCAGCUGCCAGCCCCGGCCUGGCACAGCCCUGGAGACUCCCGUGGGCUUCACGUGGAUCCCACUGCUGCAGCACGGCCGCCUGAGGACCGGCCCCUUCUGCCUCCCCGUGUCCGUGGACCAGCCCCCGCCCAGCUACUCCGUGCUCACACCUGACGUGGCGCUGCCGGGCAUGCGCUGGGUGGACGGCCACAAGGGCGUGUUCAGCGUGGAGCUCCUGGCUGUGUCCUCCGUGCACCCCCAGGACCCAUACCUGGACAAGUUCUUCACCCUGGUGCACGUCCUGGAGGAGGGCGCCUUCCCGUUCCGGCUCAAGGACGGCGUGCUGAGCGAGGGCACCGUGGAGCAGGAGCUGCGGGCCAGCCUGGCGGCCCUACGCCUCGCAAGCCCCGAGUUCCUCGUGGCCUUCUCUCACCACGUGCUGGACAAGCUCGUACGUCUGGUCGUGCGGCCCCCAAUCAUCGGCGGCCAGAUCGUGAACCUGGGCCGUGGAGCUUUUGAAGCAAUGGCCCAUGUAGUCAGCCUCAUCCAUCGGAGUCUAGAGGCUGCCCAGGACGCCCGUGGCCACUGCCUGCUGCUGGCGGCCUAUGUCUACUAUGCCUUCCGACUGCCUGGCACGGAGCCCGGCCUCCUGGGCGGGGCCCCUCCGGUGGCAGUGCAGCCUGCCACGCUGGCCCGUGGCCCCGGCCGCCCUGCCAGCCUCUACCUGGCUCGCUCUAAGAGCAUCAGCAGCAGCAACCCUGACCUGGCCGUGGCCCCUGGCUCUGUGGACGACGAGGUCUCCCGCAUCUUGGCCAGCAAGGGUAUCGACCGCUCACACUCCUGGGUGAAUUCUGCCUAUGCUCCAGGAGGCAGCAAGGCUGUGCUGCGCCGGGCGCCCCCUUAUUGUGGGGCCGACCCCAGACAGGCCAUCGACCGCAGCUCUACCCGAACCUCUUCCUACCUCGAGAGCUCCUCCUCCGCCCCACCAGCCACCCAGCCGAGGCCCACUAUGCCGAAGCUGCUUCACGAGGAGCUGGCUCUGCAGUGGGUGGUGAGCGGCAGUGCCGUGCGCGAGGCCGUCCUGCAGCACGCCUGGUUCUUCUUCCAGCUCAUGGUGAAAAGCAUGGCCCUGCACCUGAUUCUGAGCCAGCGGCUGGACUCGCCCCGUAAGCUUCGCUUCCCCGUGCGUUUCCUGGAUGACAUCGCGGCUCUGGUGGGCUCCGUGGGCCUGGAGGUCAUCACCCGGGCCCACAAGGUAAAGGACGUGGAGCAGGCCGAGCGCCUCAACAUCAGCCUGGCCUUCUUCCUCAGCGACCUGCUGUCCCUGGUGGACCGCGGCUUCGUGUUCAGCCUGGUCCGGGCCCACUACAAGCAGGUGGCCACGCGGCUGCAGUCGGCCCCCAGCCCAGUGGCGCUGCUGACCCUGCGCAUGGACUUCACCCGCAUCCUGUGCAGCCACGAGCACUAUGUGGUCCUCAACCUGCCCUGCUGCCCGCUGUCGCCCCCGGCCUCACCCUCCCCCUCCGUGUCCUCGACCACCUCGCAGAGCUCCACCUUCUCCAGCCAAGCCCCCGACCCCAAGGUGGUCAGCAUGUUUGAGCUGAGUGGGCCGUUCCGACAGCAGCACUUCCUGGCUGGGCUCCUGCUGACGGAACUGGCGCUGGCCCUGGAGCCUGAGGCCGAGGGGGCAUCCCAGCUGCACAAGAAGGUCAUCAGUGCCAUCCACAACCUGCUCUGUGGCCAUGAUGUUGACCCCCGUUAUGCCGAGGCCACAGUAAAGGCCCGGGUGGCCGAGCUGUACCUACCGCUGCUGUCGAUCGUCCGGGACACGCUGCCACGGCUGCAUGAUUUCGCUGAGGGCCCGGGUCAACGGUCAAGGCUGGCUUCCAUGCUCGAUUCAGACACAGAAGGGGAAGGGGACUUUGGAGGCACCAUCAACCCCUCAGUGGCCAUGGCCAUUGCUGGUGGGCCCCUGGCCCCUGGCUCCCGGGCCAGCAUCUCCCAGGGCUCAGCGACUGGCUCUCGCUCCGGCUGUCCUCUCUCCGCCGAGUCCAGCCGGACCCUGCUGGUGUGUGUGCUGUGGGUGCUGAAGAAUGCAGAGCCAGCCCUCCUGCAGCACUGGACUGCCGACCUGUCCCUCCCUCAGCUGGGUCGUCUCUUGGACCUGCUGUACCUCUGCCUGGCUGCCUUCGAGUACAAGGGGAAAAAGGCCUUUGAGCGCAUCAACAGCCUCACGUUCAAGAAGUCACUGGACAUGAAGGCUCGCCUGGAGGAAGCCAUCUUGGGCACCAUUGGAGCACGACAAGAGAUGGUGCGACGGAGCCGUGAGAGGAGCCCGUUUGGGAACCAGGAGAACGUCCGCUGGCGGAAGAGCGUCACACACUGGAAGCAAACCUCGGACCGCGUGGACAAGACCAAGGAUGAAAUGGAGCAGGAGGCCUUGGUGGAAGGGAACCUGGCCACCGAGGUGAGCCUGGUAGUUCUGGACACGCUGGAGAUCAUCGUGCAGACGGUGAUCCUGUCCGAGGCCCGGGAGAGUGUCCUGGGUGCGGUGCUGAAGGUGGUGCUGUAUAGCCUGGGUAGCUCCCAGAGUGCCCUCUUCCUGCAGCAUGGCCUGGCCACUCAGCGGUCCCUGGUGUCCAAGUUCCCAGAGCUGCUGUUCGAGGAGGACACGGAGCUGUGCGCCGACCUCUGCCUGCGGCUCCUGCGACACUGCGGCAGCCGCAUCAGCACCAUCCGCACGCACGCCAGCGCCUCCCUCUACCUCCUCAUGCGCCAGAAUUUCGAGAUUGGCAACAACUUUGCUCGUGUGAAGAUGCAAGUGACCAUGUCACUGUCGUCCCUGGUGGGGACAACGCAGAACUUCAGCGAGGAGCACCUGCGACGGUCACUCAAGACCAUCCUCACCUACGCCGAGGAGGACGUGGGGCUGCGAGACAGCACUUUCGCCGAGCAGGUCCAGGACCUGAUGUUCAACCUGCACAUGAUCCUGACGGACACGGUGAAGAUGAAGGAGCAUCAGGAGGACCCCGAGAUGCUCAUUGACCUCAUGUACAGGAUUGCCCGGGGCUACCAGGGCUCCCCGGACCUGCGGCUGACGUGGCUGCAGAACAUGGCGGGGAAGCACGCAGAGCUGGGCAACCACGCGGAGGCUGCACAGUGCAUGGUGCACGCGGCCGCGCUGGUGGCGGAGUACCUGGCCCUGCUGGAGGACAGCCGCUACCUGCCCGUGGGCUGCGUUUCCUUCCAAAACAUCUCGUCCAACGUGCUGGAGGAGUCUGCCAUCUCUGACGACAUCCUGUCGCCUGACGAGGAGGGCUUCUGCUCCGGGAAGCACUUCACGGAGCUGGGGCUGGUGGGGCUGCUGGAGCAGGCGGCCGCCUACUUCACCAUGAACAUUUCGGUGCUCGCUUCGGCAGCAUAUAUACUAAAAUUGGAACGAUACAGAGAAGAUUAGUAUGUCCAUCCCUCACCAAGAAAGAAAGGAAAACUUCAAGCACACAUAAAGAAGAAAGUUGUACCCCCACCAACCCCACACCCAGCACUCAAAUUCAUCAACCACCUGUAUUUACCGUCUUGCUUCAUCGCCUCUUUACCUCCAGCUUUUUUGGGUUUUCUCUUUUGUUGUUGUUUUUUCUUGUGUUUUUUUUAGCUUUGUCAAAACAAGGCCACCAAAAAUUAGGUUGCCUCCAAAAAAAAAAAAUGGGAGAGAGGAUCUUUUUUUGAGUUUUUGUGGGGCUUUUUGACAUCUGAAAAAAACAAGAUCCCAGUUUUCACAAAUUGAUGAAACAGAACAUGAUCGUUCGGGUUUAUAAACCUUUGCUACUCAGUGUGGUCAGAGGACCAGCAGUGCGGCCAUCGCCCAGGGCUUGCUAGAACACAGAGUCCUGGGCCACCCAACUCUCUGAGCCCUGCACUGUAACAAGGUCUCAGAUUCCUGUGCACUUUAGAGUCGGAGAAAUUCCAGCUUAAGACCAAUCUGAUAUCACAGCGUCACACCCACGAGUAUCUGUGUGCAACUCCCACUGAGAAAGUCCCUUUUACACAACUUUUAUCCCGCAUGACGAAGUUAACAGGAAUUCUUUUUUAUUUUUUAAGCCUCACCCGGAGGAUAUGUUUCUUAUUGAUUGUAGACAGGAAGGGAGGGGAGGGGAGAGAGAGAGAGACAUCGAUGUGAAAGAGAAACAUUCAUGGGUUGCCUCCUGUACGCACCCCGAACAGAGACCCAUCCCGCAACCUGAGUAUGUGCCCUGAUCAGGAAUCGAACCCACAACCUUUUGGUGUAACCAACUGAGUCACCCAGCCAGGACAUGCAUUCCUUGAUAAGUUGGUGCCCGGGCAUUUAUUUUUUAUUGUUGUAAAGGAGUUUCUCCUCCAACUUGCUUGCUUGUGCGAAAGCAAUUGGUUUUUCUGCAUUUCACUUGUUGGAGAUGGGAACUGUUCCAAAGGUUUUCUCGCCUGCCCGGGGCUGCUUGCUUGACCUGUUCCUCAGUUCCUGCGCUUCUGGGAACUGAUAGUUACAUCUGGGGCCCCACUCAGUUUCAGGGUCAGGUUGCCCAGCGAGAUUUCUUUCCUGUGGGGCCAGCCCUCCUAGUGAUGUUGUUGUCAUUAUUGUCACUUCGCUGGAGUCUCACAAAGGCCUCAUGAGGGGAAGAAGCCAGAAGGUAGACAUAGACCUUCUGAUAGCCAACAUCCAGGGCACCUGCUGUAUGCCAGGCUUGAUGCUGGCACCAGCUAGGGAUAAGGGGCACCCAUGAGUGGUCACUACCAUGUGCCAGGAGGCAGUGGUCAGAGGCCAGGUGGGCAGGUGUUCCGGUCCUGACCUUGGGGAGGCGUCUCUGAGGUUCAGUGUCCCUUCUGAGGAAUUGAGGGGGGGGGGGGGAGUUCCUCCUCCCACCAAUGAAGGAACAUGGGUAAAGUGUAGAUGUACACAGUGCCUUGUCCAUCGUAAUCAUGGUGGAGACCACAGCAGGGUAUGUAGGGGCCAAGUGGAAAGGCUGAUGCCCCAUCAGGUGGGGGUGGUCAGGGUAGGCUUCCUGGAGGAGGUGG